AUGGUCUUCCCCGACCGACUGAUUUACCCGCUACCCAAGCGUCGCCUUCGGGAACGCCUGUCUCCCAAUGUUGCCGACUCUAUUCAGUUUCCGCCGGCUCACGUUUCGGGGUCUCCGUUCUUCUACUACCCAUACAGCUUGAAGGACGACGUGCCUGCGGCCUUGGAGAGGGCAAACGUGCUCAAUCAUCGCAGAACGGCCACCACACCUCCCGGCACUGCUCUAUACCCAGAUGCAUCAAACUCCCUUCAAGUACGCCGAGACAGUGACGGAGAUGGGCCGCUGAACUCCUCCCGCGUUGUUCGACUCGUGAACCGCAUAUCGCGGCACCAACCCACCCUCAUACCCUCCCCACCGGACAGCCAACAGGCGGCGCCGUCGGCUGCGUCAUCCGUCGACGGCUACGACUCGUUCGAGAACACCAACAACAAGAAGAAGAGAAAGAUUCCCACUGCUGGCGAUGCUUCGCAUGCUGGGAGUUACACGUCAACCGAUAUCCACUCGGUGUCGUCAGGGCCUUUAUCUACAACCACAAACGAUGAUACCUUGAGUGGGGGCUCUCUGUCCAGUGCCUAUUCGGGCUCCGCCAGUUUCGUAGCAGCAGCUCCCGGUAUAUCUGGGCCGGGGAGGGGACGCUAUGGCCGGAACCGGAACGGAAGAAAACCCCUCCGACCGUUGCCAGAGGCUGGGAGCAAUUGGUCGGGCAGAAAUGGGAAAUCACAGCCCCCAUGGCCAACACCGUUGGAAGCCGACCGAAUGCCGACCCAUAGCACAAGCACAGGCAUUAUAUCGAAUGCCAUUGCCAACGCAGAAAAACAAGCGUCACGUGAACAAGAGAAUACCACUCAUGUUCGGGAACAGCCUUCGGUGAUGUCGAGUCCGGCAUCGGCUCAAUUCACCUUUACAUGCACGUCACAAGUACCUGGCAACCUCAUGUGGCCUGGAUCCGACCCUAAGAUCCCAACCGGAUCAUCACAGUGGCAACAGGGAAGACUUCGUGGCGGCCAUGGGCAGCCGGGGAGUGAAGGCGGCCGCGACAAAAGCUUGGAUAGGUCCGACGAACCGGACGCGGCGGGCAGGUCUCUGAGAGGAUCGGAUGGCAGCGAAGCGAAGCUAUCGGAAAAGGCCGCCUUGAAGAAGCUCGACAGAGAGCUUGCUAAGCAGGCCAGGGAGCGGAAGCGCAUCCAGCAGCGGCAGAACGCGGUCACUUCGCCGUCAAGCGAGUUCUACAUUUGCCCGUUUUGCGAAUAUGAGAGCUUUUACAAGAAGAAGCCAAAGAGCUUUAUCCGCUCGUUUGAGCUGAGGGAACGAAAAAAGCGAGAGCAGGCUGAAGAGAGGCAGCGGUUGCUGGACAAGGCCAAGGCCCGCGGCCGCAAGGGCAAGAAAGCUGCAAGGGCAGCGACAUCUUCCAAAACGGGGAGUUCGACAGACAGCCAGGCGCAGGGGGGCCGAGUCAGCGACGAGCUGCCAGACGACGUCCCCAAUGGCGAAGGCUUCUAUGAAAUCGAUGACGAUGGCGGCGAAGAAGAUGUAUACGGUGGCGUCCUCGACAGCUUAUUGCCAGUGCUAGAUGGGGGUGGCACGACGAAUUCGAAAAAACUAUCUGGAGGAUGCACGCUCCGGCUGCAGGCUAUACAUAUACCGGACCAUUACUGCAAACCAUUCGUCAGCUAG
This is a messenger RNA of Grosmannia clavigera kw1407, 1674 nucleotides long. RefSeq lists its product as uncharacterized. The record is from RefSeq and is a predicted model, not a curated record. The coding region runs from base 1 to 1674 and encodes 557 amino acids. NCBI's taxonomy places the organism in Eukaryota, Fungi, Ascomycota, Sordariomycetes, Ophiostomatales, Ophiostomataceae. The transcript has 3 exons.